This is a messenger RNA of Mycotypha africana, 1081 nucleotides long. RefSeq lists its product as uncharacterized. Gene Ontology annotation, biological process: proteasome assembly. The record is from RefSeq and is a predicted model, not a curated record. The transcript is spliced from 3 exons. NCBI's taxonomy places the organism in Eukaryota, Fungi, Mucoromycota, Mucoromycetes, Mucorales, Mycotyphaceae. Bases 240 to 602 code for a protein of 120 amino acids.
GUUAGCAAGUUGAAAGCCGGGACAUAGUUUGCAUUAAUCAAAUAAAUGUCUAGCGUUGUUUUUGUCAUCGGACCUUUUUUGCUUAUCUAUUGCUUCAAAUACCUUCAUAAAACAAAGAUCUGAUCGCAAAUGACACAUGAAUUAUGUUGGCAUAAGUGAAGUAUAAGUCAGACUCCGUAAUUUUUUUGGUUGAAACAGUGUAGCUUUCCACUCUUCUUUCUCAGAACCCACUUCAUACAAUGACUUCAGUAACAGCCGAGCCAACAUUCUUAAUACAUCAAGCUACUCAUCAAUUUGUGGCAGAGCCUAUCCAUUUCCAGGUGUUACAGAUGAACAAGUCUGUUUUUGUAUGGAUAGGAAAAGAUGAAGCAAAACUAGGUGACAUGUCAGUUGCAGUGCCACCUUUUGGUAAUCAGAGUACUGCAGCAGCAACAUCCAUUAUAGUUAAAGGCAUUGCUGAGCAAGGAAAGAAUUUAGCACGAUCUUUAGCACUCAAAUAUAAGCAGCAGUUUUUCGUGAGCUUAAAUUUGAAUAAUCCAGAUGAUAUGUUGAUCUUAUUCAUAGAAAAAAAGCUAAUGGAGUUAUUGAAGAAUAUAAUGUAAAGCAAUCUUAGUAAACAGGAAGAUCAUUAUAGAGUUAUUAUUGUUUCUUAUGACUGCUCCGGAAAGUAGAUUGUGUGAAUAUGUUUCUAUUUUAUUGAUGUGUGUACAAGGUGUUGAAUUUCUGUCUUGCGAGGAAGGGGAAAAAAGUAUAUACUUACAGUGUUUGCAUCUGGAUGCUUUUAAGUUUCGUGUAUGUGUCGGGGAGGGUGUAUGUAUGAGCUAUGUGAAUAAAAAGAACAAAUCAAACUGAGAAGAACGAUAAUAUACAUCUACAUAUUACAUAUUAGAGAGAAAAGGGAAUAUAAUCUAACUGAGAUUACAUAAGGCACGAUAUUGUCCAAGUAAUCCUGAGGUAUCAAGUAACCAAUUAACCAAGAUGGAACCGUUGGCAUUCGUUGUUAAUAAUAAGGCAUUUUGCAUGAUAGCAGCUGCAACAUAGAUCUGUAUAAAAGUAGCAAAUCAAAUAUCGUUCGCUGUCA